Messenger RNA from Sesamum indicum (sesame), 1831 nucleotides. Its product is annotated as (S)-N-methylcoclaurine 3'-hydroxylase isozyme 1. Lineage: Eukaryota; Viridiplantae; Streptophyta; Magnoliopsida; Lamiales; Pedaliaceae. Gene Ontology annotation, molecular function: monooxygenase activity; iron ion binding; heme binding. The record is from RefSeq and is a predicted model, not a curated record.
CAUUACACGAAAACUGCCAAAUUUUUUGCCGAUCAUUAAUGCAAAACGUUUGUUAUAAAAUCUUGUAAAAACACAUCGCGGGUUCUCACAGCAUAGGUUUUGAUUUUCCGUAGGCGAAAAUGGAUUCCAGGAACGCUGUAAAUCAUGAGCAUGUGUCAAUUUUCACUUUCUUGGCUUUGAUCUUCGUGCUCCGCAUCCUGCUCAUGAUCAUGAGGUGCAUUACUCGAGGAGCGUCACCAGCGAUUCCUCCAGGGCCAUUUCCGUGGCCCGUCAUUGGAAAUUUUCUCCAGGUCCGGGAAGAUCCACACAUCAAGCUUUCCAGGAUGGCCCGAACUUACGGCCCGAUCAUGUCGCUGAGGAUGGGUGCUCGGCUUGUCGUGGUGGGGUCUUCGGUGAAGGCUGCCAUGGAAAUACUUAAAACCCAUGACCGGGUGUUGUCUGGUAGACAUCUUUCGUAUACUCAACCGGCCUCAUGCCCGAAACUCAACCAGUAUUGGAUUGGUUUUGCGAGCGAGUGUAAUGACCAGUGGAAGCACCUGAGGUCCAUUUGUCGGGCCGGUCUGUUCUCAGUUAAAGCCAUUGAAAGACAGGUCGAGAUCAGGGAGAGGAACGUGGUGAACAUGGUGAAGUUCUUGAAAGAACGAGAAGGGCAGUUGGUGAACAUGAGUGAAGUUAUAUAUAACCUGGUUUUUAACACAAUGUAUAACAUCUUGCUCUCCAGGGAUGUUAUCGGAUUCGGGCCUGACGGCAGUGGUGCCGGGCCUGAGUUGAAGGAGUUGACAAAACAGUUUUUGAAUUUGAUAGCUGCUACGAAUGUGGCAGAUCUUUUCCCAAUACUGCAUGAAUUGGACAUUCAGGGCAUGCAGAAGAAGGUCAGGAAAAUUACUGAGAAAAUAUUUGCAAUUUGGCAGGAUAUUGUCGGAGAAAGAAGAGAUCAAAGAAGUAAAGGUGUUGGGGCUCAAGAAGAUUUCUUGGAUUCUUUACUUGAAAUUGGGCUUAGUGAUAAUCACAUCAACCACUUGCUAUUGGAGCUGUUACUUGCAGGGACAGACACAACAACUUCAACUAUCAUUUGGGCAUUAGCAGAUCUAAUGAAAAAUAAGGACGCCACGUCCAAACUUCGUGAUGAACUUACUGUCAGAAUUGGAAACAAAACCAUACACGAAUCCGAACUCAUGGAUCUCCCAUUUCUACAAGCCUGUAUAAAAGAAUCGUUAAGGUUGCAUCCCACUAUUCCAUUUCUGCUCCCUCGUCGAGCAAUCCAAUCGUCCAAAGUGAUGGAUUACAUAAUCCCUAAGGGCAGCCAAGUUAUAAUCAACACAUGGGCAAUGGCUUGUGACCCCUCCAUAUGGGAUGACCCAUCUCGUUUCAUACCGGAACGAUUUCUUGACUCUAGUUUGGAUUUUAGGGGAAAUGACUUUGAGUAUGUACCCUUUGGUGGCGGCCGAAGAAUGUGCCCCGGAUUGCCUAUGGCUGCUAGGACAGUUCCAUAUGUUGUGGCUUCUUUGAUCAACUCCUUCAAUUGGUUUCUUCCAGGAUACAACGACCCGAGUGAGCUCAACAUGAAUGAAAUGUACCUUCUGAUUCUGAGAAAGAAACAACCUCUCCAACUCAUUCCUAGAGUUUGUAAGAAAAUGGCUUGAGAUAUUCAAGAAAUUUUGCUCAUGAGUAGUAAACGUUAGCUCUCUUGUGUGAAAACAAGAUGGAAGUAAUUAACUGCUAUUUUUGGCAUGUUUGCACAUGAUGUUUGACUGCCUCAUCCUAUUCCUACUUAAGGUUGCUUUUCCUUAACUUUCAAGCAGUCCCUGUUUCCCUCAUUUGUUAGAUACAA